GCAGUGCCCCAUGGGUCCCACAACUGAGUGUGUGCCCUGUGUCCCGCAGGAUCCCAGAGCUGACACAAGGGGCGCAGGGGGUGUACGUGUGCCGCGCCAGCGCUCCGGGUGGGCAGGCGGAGGACAGGGCCACGCUCGCUGUGCAGGCUCUGCCCAGGGCCCUGAUUAACAUCCGGACGGCGGUGCAGACGGUGCUGGCAGGCACAGAGGUGGAGUUGGAGUGCGUAGGGCUGGGCGAACCACAACCCCACGUCACCUGGAGCAAAGUAGGGGGCCGGAUCCGCCCGGGGGUGCUGGUUCGUGCCGGCACCCUGACCAUCGAGCGGGUGGAGCGGGCGGACGCGGGGCAGUACCGCUGCACUGCUACCAAUUCUGUGGGCACCGUGCAGUCCCACGUCAUCCUUCACGUGCAGGCUGCCCCACACAUCGCCGGGCAGCCAGAGGUGAAGGAGGUGUCGGUGGGCUCGGCAGCCGUCCUGCCCUGCUUGGCAUCUGGCUUCCCCGUGCCGGAGAUCAGCUGGAGCAAGCUGGAGGGGGAGCUGCCGGAAGGUGCGCGGGUGGAGGGCACGGCUCUGAUGCUGCCAGCCGUGCGCCUUGAGGAUGCUGGUGUCUAUGCCUGUGCUGCCAGCAACCGCCGCGGCCAGGAGACAGCCUUCUACGUGCUGAAGGUGCGAGAGCGCCUGGUGCCCUACUUCACGCAGACGCCCCGCUCCUUCCUGCCGCUGCCCACCAUCAAGGACGCCUACAAGACCUUUGAGAUCCAGAUCACCUUCCGGCCUGAUGCUGCCGAUGCUCUCAUCCUGUACUCAGGGAUGCUCCUCUACAAUGGGCAGCGCAAGAGCAGCGGCGCCGACUUUAUUUCCUUUGGGCUGGUGGGCGGGCGCCCCGAGUUCAGGUUCGAUGCUGGCUCUGGCAUGGCCACCAUUCGGGAUCCGACGCCGCUGCGCCUGGGCAAGUACCACACCGUGCGCCUCUUCCGCAACCUGACACGUGGCUCACUGCAGGUGGACAGGCAGCCCCCCGUUAACGGGACUUCACAGGGCAAAUUCCAAGGGCUGGACCUGAAUGAGGAGCUGUACCUUGGUGGGUACCCUGAUUACGCCGUCGUGGCCAAGACGGGGCUGAGCCGUGGCUUCGUGGGCUGUGUGCGCCAGCUGCGCAUCCAGAACGAGGAGGUGGCCUUUGGAGAGCUGGACCUGCGGGCACACGGCGUCUCCAACUGUCCCACGUGCCAGGACCAGCCCUGCCAGAAUGGCGGCAUCUGCGAGGAUGCAGAGAGCAGCACCUACAUCUGCCGCUGUCCCCAAGGCUUCACCGGCAGCAACUGCGAGUACUCACAGGCCCUGCAUUGCCACCCAGAGGCAUGCGGGCCCGACGCCACCUGCAUCAGCCGGCCAGAUGGGCAGGGCUACAGCUGCCGCUGCCACCUGGGCAAGAUGGGGGAGAGGUGCACUGAAGGGGAGGCAGUGAGCGUGCCAUCCUUCGAUGAGGCGGGCGCCUUCGUCUCGUACUCACCCCUUACCAACGUGCACCAUGAGCUGCGAGUGGAGGCCGAGUUCCUGCCACGUGCACCGGACGGAUUGCUGCUCUUCAGUGCUGGCAAAGCGUCCCCAGUUGAGGACUUUGUCGCCCUCGCCAUGGUCAGCGGCCACCUCGAGUUCCAUUAUGAGCUGGGCUCAGGCACAGCAGUGCUGCGGAGCGUCGAGCCAGUAGCACUGGGCCGCUGGCACCGGGUGACAGCUGAGCGGGUGCACAAGGAUGGGACGAUGGUGGUGGAUGGCAGCGCCCCGGUGCAGCGCUCCUCACCUGGCAAGAGCCAGGGGCUCAACCUGCACAGCCCUCUCUACCUCGGAGGAGUGGAACCUCCCCUGCGGCCCCCCACCAACGCCUCAUUCCAAGGGUGCAUUGGCGAGGUCUCUAUCAAUGGGAAGAAGGUGGAUCUGUCGUACAGUUUCCUGCGCAGCCGGGGCGUGGGGCAGUGCAGGCAGAGCUCACCCUGCCUGCAUGCACCCUGCCUGCACGGGGGCCGCUGCCUGCCCCUGCCUGCUGGCAGCCCUCCCUUCCGCUGCCUCUGCACCCCUGGCUUCAGCGGGCCGCGCUGCGAGCGGAUGGCCGACCGGUGCCUGGAGCACAACCCCUGCCUGCACGGCGGCACCUGCAAGGACAACGGCUGCAUCUGCCCUGAUGGCUAUGGCGGCCCCUACUGCCAGCAUGGCGGGGCGCUGUCAGAGCUGGACCAGGACUGGCAGGAGGGCAGUGGUGGUAGCGACACACCUGGGCAGUUCAGCGCUGUGUUCAGUGAGGGCUCCUACCUGGCCCUGCCCGGCCACCUCUUCCCCCGUGGCGCACCUGAUUUGCAGGACACGAUUGAGCUGGAGCUGAGGACAAGCAGCACUGAGGGGCUCCUGCUGUGGCACGGGGCGGAGAGUGGUAAAGCCAAAGACUUCGUGGGGCUGGGUUUGAAAGAUGGGCACCUGGUGUUCAGCUACCAGCUGGGCAGCGGCGAGGCCACCAUCAUCUCCGAAGACCCUGUCAAUGAUGGCGAGUGGCACCACGUGAUGGCGGCCAGGCAGGGCCGGCGCGGGUGGCUGCAGGUGGACGGGGAGGAGCCAGUGUUUGGAGAGUCCCCAGGAACCAACAUCAUGGCCAACACCCAGGGCAGCAUCUACAUCGGUGGUGCCCCAGACCCACGCAGCCUCACAGCCGGCAAGUUCCUCUCUGGCGUGUCGGGAUGUGUGCGGGGCCUGGUGCUGGCACCCGCAGGGACCCCCCGGCACCCCAUCGACCUGCGGCACGGCGCGGUGGGGAGCUCUGCCGUCGCCCCCUGCCCCUCCUAGCCCCCCUCUUACCCCCACACAGCUUGGGGGACAAGUUUUGUCGGGUUUAUUAUUAUUUUUCCAAAAAGCCACGAGAAAACGGUGCUUCGCUGCCCUGGGAUGGCUCUGGGAGGGCCGGGACCCCACAAGAAUGUUUACACCCCCCUCCCCACUCCCGACCCAAGCCACGCUGGGGCGGCCGGGCCGCUCGGGUGCCUCCUGGGGUGGCACCUGGGUGGGGGGCGCAAGGGACAAUCGUGGGUGUUGGCGGGAGCAGCGGGCCCCCCCACCCUCCUGUGCUGGGACACCCAUUAAAGGAGAGAGAACGAG
Meleagris gallopavo (turkey) is the source of this 3146-nucleotide messenger RNA. The record is from RefSeq and is a predicted model, not a curated record. Lineage: Eukaryota; Metazoa; Chordata; Aves; Galliformes; Phasianidae.